UUGGUAAAACCUUCGCACAAAACGCACAAGCGCGCACACGCUCACACGCAGUUGCUCCGCCGCAGCGUCAGAGAGAAAGAAAGAGAAUGGAGACUGCAAGAACAGUGAAGGACGUCUCUCCCCACGAGUUCGUCAAGGCCUACGCCGCCCAUCUCAAACGCUCCGGAAAGAUUGAGCUUCCUCCGUGGACUGAUAUUGUGAAGACUGGAACAUUGAAGGAGCUUGCUCCAUAUGAUCCUGAUUGGUACUACAUCCGGGCUGCUUCCAUGGCCAGGAAAAUCUACUUGAGAGGCGGCUUGGGUGUCGGUGCAUUCCGUAGGAUCUAUGGAGGAAGCAAGAGGAACGGCAGUCGCCCACCCCAUUUUGGCAAGAGCAGUGGCUCUGUUGCUCGUCACAUUCUUCAACAAUUGCAGAACAUGAACAUUGUUGAAUUGGACACUAAGGGUGGAAGGAAAAUCACAUCCAGUGGCCAGAGGGAUUUGGAUCAAGUUGCUGGCAGAAUUCCAGUUGCCGCACAUUGAGAUAUGAACUCUGACUAAACUAUGGAGAACUUUUGAGAAUAUUUUUUGGAAUUAGUUGUUUGAUUGAGAGGUAGAUAUAGAAGACACUGUUGGUUAAUUUUGUGUCUGAUUUGUCUGGUACUUCUAUGAUGAAUAUUGGAUUUUAUAUUUCAAUAUGUUAUUUGUUCCUGGUCAA
Messenger RNA from Mangifera indica (mango), 696 nucleotides. Its product is annotated as 40S ribosomal protein S19-3. Gene Ontology annotation, molecular function: structural constituent of ribosome; RNA binding. The transcript is spliced from 4 exons. The coding region runs from base 87 to 521 and encodes 144 amino acids. Gene Ontology annotation, biological process: translation; ribosomal small subunit assembly. NCBI's taxonomy places the organism in Eukaryota, Viridiplantae, Streptophyta, Magnoliopsida, Sapindales, Anacardiaceae. Gene Ontology annotation, cellular component: cytosolic small ribosomal subunit; ribosome. The record is from RefSeq and is a predicted model, not a curated record.